Molecule: messenger RNA, 5354 nt
Organism: Electrophorus electricus (electric eel)
Lineage: Eukaryota; Metazoa; Chordata; Actinopteri; Gymnotiformes; Gymnotidae
Gene: nphs1
Product: NPHS1 adhesion molecule, nephrin
Biological process (GO): cell-cell adhesion
Cellular component (GO): plasma membrane; cell-cell junction
Molecular function (GO): cell adhesion molecule binding
Source: RefSeq, a predicted model, not a curated record
AGUUUAAGGGAGUCCCACUGGCAUGCUCGCCAUCUGAGGCGGAGAACACGCUCGAAGAGUGCUCUCCACGCCAGGCAAGACAAAGAGGCACUCCCGAGAGCCUGAGCGAGAGCCGCCGCUACCAACAACGCCGCUCUACAGGAUAGUUCCUGGCCUGUGAUUGGAUGAGAUGGCUGUGUUUCCAUUGCUGCUCCUUCGUGGCGGUGUUCUCCUGUUCCUUGCUGAUUUCCAAGGUGUGCGUGGGCAGCAGGCGUUCAAGACGGAGCCCCAGAACGUAACGGCGAGGGCGGGGGCCACGGCUCUGCUCAAGUGCGAGGUGUUGCGCCUCUCCGGUUCUGUUCAGUGGGCCAAAGACGGCCUGCUGCUCGGGCCCCUCAGGUCCCUGCCUGGCCACCCGCGCUACACCAUGAUCGGCGACGAGGGCCGAGAAGGCCAGUACCAUCUCCAGAUCGCAGACGUGCGCCUGGAAGACGACUCCCCCUACGAGUGCCAAGUGAGCCGGUCCAAAAGCAGUCAGCCCAUCAUUUCCCGCACCGUGUGGAUCAAUGUGCAGAUCCCCCCAUCACAACCCUCCAUUGAGUUGGACUCCGAGGAGCCCUGGGUGGAAGGGAACGAGUACACCGUGACCUGCAUCGCCCCGGACGGGAAGCCAGAAGCUGCCAUCACCUUCUUCAGAGAUGGAGAAGAACUGACAGAUACACAGCCUUUUACGAUGUCAGGUUCUGAGGAUAAACUCCUGAACACUCAUGCUGUAGUCCGGGUCCGAGCGCGACGUUCGGACAAUGGGCGACCGCUGCUAUGUCGGGUGCAACACCCUGCCCUCUCCCAUGCCUUGGAAACCAAACAGCUCAUGAAUGUGUACUUUCCACCUCAGGUUCCAGUGAUAGAGGGCUUGAGAAGUGAAAACGUGAAAGCGGGUGACUCUCUGAGGCUGGUCUGCAUGUCAUAUGGAGGCAACCCUCUGGCCACUCUGCACUGGACCAAGAAUGGCGAAGUGCUGUCCACAACCUGGGAGGUGGACACCGCCUCUCAAAGUGCCAGUAGCGCUUUAAAUAUGGAGGUGAAGCCAGAAGAUAACGAAGCCACGCUGAGCUGCGAAAGCGUCAACGCGGUGUCCCGGUCACCUCUGUCCGUCACUCGGGCUCUCUCUGUUCUCUUCGAGCCAUCCGAGGUGGUUCUGAGGGGCUCGUCUGAGGCCAUAGAGGGUAAGGAGGUGUCACUGUGCUGCCACACCACGUCCAGCAACCCGGCAGUCCAAAUCCGCUGGUGGCUUGGCUUUCAAGAGCUCAACACCAACAUCUCCAUCAUCUCCAAGGGUGAAAACGGAGGCAUGACAACAAUGUCGAACCUGACUCAUGUGGUGUCCAGGGAGAAGAAUGGACUCCUGCUUACCUGUGAGGCAUUCAACAAAGGCACACGAUUCUCCAGCGUCAAAUCCAAGACCCUCAGUGUCUAUUAUCCUCCUCAAAAGGUGUGGUUGGAUGUCCCUCCUACAGGAACCCCUCUGCGCUCAGGGAAAACCAUACGACUGGUCUGUUUUUCUAGUGGAGGGAAUCCAACAGGGCAUCUGGCAUGGUUCAAGAAUGGUAGGACAGUGCAGGGUCUUUCACGGCAAAUGCAGUCUGAGCGAGGGGUCUCUCGGGAGUAUCUCCUCACCCUGCAACCCAACGACAACCUGGCCACCUACCGCUGCGAUGCCACCAACAAGGCCAAGACCGUGCUCUCCACUGAGACCAAGCUGCACGUGCACUUCCCUGCGGUGAGUGUGAAGAUAGUGGUGAGUGAGACGGAGCUGCGAGCGGGACACAGUCUCAGACUGCUCUGUGUGGCUGGGAGCAGCAACCCGAGAGCCAACAUCAGCUGGAGCCUGGGAUCCACCAGGCUGGUGGGAAUAGACCAGCCUCUGAAGAAGGCGGAGUACGGUGGAGUAUCUGUCAGCAGCCAGCUUGUUCUCCCCUUGGGCUCUCAUCACCACGGCAACAGGAUCACCUGUCAGGCCUUCAGUAACCUGCUCUCUGAAGGAGUCAACACCUUCUACACUCUUAAUGUUCUCUUCCCCCCAGAGUUCUCAGCUGAGCAGCCUGUAGAAGUGGAGAUCACUGAGGAUGAUGCCGUCACCAUUCCCGUUAUGGUGUCAGCCAAUCCUGAUGAUAUUUCUUGUGAGUGGAUAUUCCACGGGGAGAAGGUGAAUAAAGAGCACGAUCAUCGUUACCACUUUCCCAGAGGCUGGGUGCUGGAGAUAUGGAACGUGACCAGGCGAGAUGCAGGCACAUACACAGUGGAGUGUUCCAACGCAGAAGGGAAUCAGAGCACCAAAGUCAAGUUGGACGUUAAAUACGCCCCUAGCGUCCACGUGAAGACGAGCCCCAUGUUCGUGAACUUGGGGGACACCGCUGUCCUGCUCUGUAUAGCCGACGCCGACCCUGUGACCUCUGGCAUGUUCACCUGGAAGUGGAUGGGUGAUGGUGAGAAAGAGGAGCUGGGGGAGGAGAGUCAAGAGGAAGACACUGGCCUGCUGACUCUGUACAACGUGACCCGCGAUCAAGCAGGCCCUUACCAGUGCACAGCGGACAACGGCAUAGCACCACCUGGCAGCGUGGUGGGCAAGCUCAUCGUGCGCUUUGCACCGGAGUUACAGAAGAGGGCGCAGUGGAGAAAGGUAGCAAGCAGAGGGGAUGGCAGCACCAGCGCGGACCUGGUGUGUCAGGCUGAAGGUGUCCCGAGUGUGCAGUUCACCUGGGCAAAGAAGGGAGUACCGCUGGACUUCACCAACCCCAGGUACAGGGUGCGGAAAGCAAAAGAGGGUGCUGUCCACACCAGCACGCUGACUGUGGUGAACGUAAGCGCAGCGCUGGACUACGCUGUCUUCACCUGCACAGCUCGCAACAGCCAGGGGGAGGACACGCUGGACAUACAGCUCCUCAGCACCAGCUACCCGGACCCACCUUCUGUGCUGAAGCUGCUCGGCGUCGCCCCCACCUCUGUCACACUGGAGUGGAUGCCUGGCUUUGAUGGAGGCCUCACCCAGAACUUCCGUGUCAGGUAUCGAUGGGCGGCGUCUGCGAGUUAUCAGUACGUGGACGUCUUUCCUCCGAGAGCCACUGUCUUCACGGUUAAGGGCCUGAUCCCGUCCACUACAUACGGCUUUUCGGUCAACGCCUUGAACUCCGUGGGAGAGAGCAGCUAUGCAGACAAUGGCGCAGUACUGAAUGUCACCACCAUGGAUCCAGAGCCCGUGCCCAGCGAGCCGCAGCCCGGCCUCCACCUGGACCCGUCCAGAGUAUAUGUCAUACCGAUCCUGGUGGGCGGAGUCCUCCUGCUGCUCAACGCAUUAGGCUUCUUUCUAUUUGUCAGAUGGAGGAAAGGGCGGAGUUUGAAAGGGAGAGUGGGUGACGGUACGGAAGGGAAGAAAAACGAGCAUGACGGGUCGACGACGAGCAACUCCAACCGCUACGAGAGUCAAGAGUGGACCAACAUGUCAGCGCAGCGGACCCUGAUCCUGGACGCGAGCUCCGAGCCGGACAGCAGCGGUACCAGCGUCUACGAGAGCUACGGAGGGGAGAGUUGCCACUAUUACUACCCAGCCGAGGCUUACCGGCCUACCCUGUACCCCCACUGUGAAGCCCCGGAGGAGCACAGCAACAGACGUGAGGCGAACCCCGUCGGCCACGAGUACGAGGAGGUGAGGGACUACCGGGACUUGCUGGGGGCUGCUCUAUCCCCUUCUGCAGCCCCGCCUAAUGUGGAUCAGGCACCACCAGCUGCGUAUCAUGAGGGGAGGUGGCGCGUUGGAUCUGAUUUGGACCCAGCAAGGGCUGUGUAUAAUUCCAUGGCUUACCGACGCAGAAGGGACUCUGACUUGCCCUUUGAACUGCGCGGCGAGCUGGUUUAAAAGACAGCGAAAUGCCGAAAGCUUCUUUGAAAGGUCUGUAGUUACUUGGCGUUUGACAUUGACCUUCUUUGUUUCAAUUACUUAUUUUUUAUGUAUCUCUAUAUCAGAUUAUCUUAUAAAUUGGAUAUAUAUGUUGUUUGUUUUUUUUACGUUGAGCUUUGAUUUCUGCUUUUGAUUUACAUGCUUGAGGUAAGGCUCAAAAGGUAUAUCACAAUACUUUCAUGGAUUUUAAUGACAACACUUUAUCGUGAUGUUCAUGCCAAGGACAAAAACAAUAUAAUACAAGCUUCAUCUAUUGUUGGCUGAGAAUAGACUGUUUUGGUUAUAUUGCAAUAUUACAUUAUGAUAACUAAAUGCAUACUGUGAUAGUGGCACAUCUUUUGGUUUAUAGCCCAGCUAUAAUUUCAAGGCACUUGCUUUUAUGCUAUGGCACCAUUGUGGACUUUUCUUUAAAUAAUCCCUGUCAGCAAAGCCAAGUACUGCAAGUAUUAACAUGAACGCACUUCCAGAAGUGGACACAAGAGGGCACCAUGCUUUGUUUUUCCUAUGUUGACAAACAAGAGGGGUUUUUUGUUGUUGUUAUUAUUAUUCAUGUUUUUUUUCCCCCAGUUAUUGUUGUGUGAUAGUUAAGGGUGGGAGUGAUUUUACAAUCUUAUUGUUAUUUGGGCAAGCUCCUUCACCUUUAUGUUUGUAGAGGAAAGGAUCUGAUGUCAGAAACAUGCGAGAGGUGAGGUCUCUCUUGCCAAACAUAUGGCUCGUUGAAGUAAACAAUGCAGCCAUUACUGGACAAGGUGGAUGUUGGGUUUUUUUGGGGGGUAUGUCCUCUUUUUAGGUAUCCUUUCUAACAAGAGGUUACAUAAUAUAUAGGAAGAAAAUAAAAUGUGUGCUUUCUUUUGGAAAACAGCUUCGAAUACAUGCUGAAAAGGGCAACCGUUUCGGUAGCUCAAUGGCACCCUGAACAGAAAACAUCAUAGAUGUAGUCAAAAAGAUGGCGACGGAGUCAGCGCCUCGCCGUGGAUCAGGGGCUGGCCGAUCGCCGUUUAAGCCCUGUGCCUGUGCUCCUGUCCUGGCAGGUGUCAGUGUUAACAUUAAUGGGCUUUUGUCACCGAACGCCGAAAAGUACAGAAACAUCCCGAUGCACCGUUCGAUCCAGUGUGCACGCGGUAGUUUCACAAAAAGGAACGCAGAGGCACCGUGAUUAAUUGCUGUUAUUAGUCCACAGUUUGUUCUUGAUAAUAGACGCUAAAACAUUUAGUCCACUCCAUCAUUCUGAUUGCAACAGCACCGGUAAUUGUACCGGUUUGACUGGUCACGCUUCUUGAAAAGAUUUUGUAGAUAUAAGGAGGUAUGAUGAAAAAUAUUACGUACUGAUCUUCAUCCAGUGCCUGUGAAUGAUUUAUGGUAUUUUCUAAAACACACAAUCUCCAAAGUAACCAGAAAUAAACAGUGAUAUUUUAUUUCA